GUGUAGGAGGAGCAGCGCACUGUAUAGCGUUGAACUUGGAGGAGAAUUGAGCCGAUCGCGGAAAUACAUUUUGGUGGGACUCCAGCUACGGUUCCAACAAUGUGGAUCUCUGUUGCGAUCUCGUGUGUGGCCUUGGUCGUUUUCCUGUUCAAGUAUGCCACGCGAAACCGCGGACUGAAUCCGUUCUAUUUCGAUACCCGAGAGCCGCCCAAACCUCUGGUCUCCGAUAAGAAGGAAAAAAAUAAAGUUCUUAAACAAGGGUUUCUUGCCAGCAAGGUUCCAGAGAACCUGGAUGCCAUUGUGAUUGGCAGUGGAAUUGGCGGGCUGGGGGUGGCGGUGCUUCUUGCCAAGGUUGGGAAGCGGGUUCUGGUCCUGGAGCAACAUGACCGUGCCGGCGGCUGCUGCCACACCUUCACUGAGAAAGGGUUCGAGUUUGAUGUUGGUAUCCACUACAUUGGAGACCUGCUGGAGCACAAGCCUUUCCGCUGCAUGCUGGACCAGAUGACCAAUGGGCAGCUGCAGUGGGUGCCUCUGGAGAACCCCUUUGAUAAGGUGGUGUUGGGCCCUCCUGGCAGCAGACGGGUCUAUCCCAUCUACAGUGGCAAGAAUCGCUUCCCAGAAGAGCUGAAGAGGUGCUUCCCUGGAGAGGAGGAGGCCAUUGAUAAAUACAUGAAACUUGUCAAGAAAGUGGGGAAUGGAAUUUGGUUGAUGCCUAUGCUGAAAAUCCUCCCAGCCCCCUUGGCUAAGUUCCUGGCGUACAGCGGCCUGGCCAACUGGCUGUCCCCCUUCUUCAAGAUGGCCUCACGCAGCCUGACGGAAGUGGUCAACGAGCUGACGGACAACAAGGACCUGAGGGCUGUCUUUUCUUACAUCUUCGGGACCUAUGGAAAUAUCCCAAAGGAUGCCAGUUUCUCCAUGCACAGUCUCCUGGUGUGCCACUACCUGAAUGGUGCUUGGUACCCAAAGGGGGGCGCCAGUGAGAUUGCCUACCACAUGAUCCCCAUCAUCGAGAAGGCUGGGGGUGCGGUCUUUGUCCGCGCUCCUGUCAAUCGCAUUUUGUUCAAUGAAGCCAAGGAAGCUUGUGGUGUGAGUGUACUGAAGGGUCAGGAGGAGGUCCACAUUCACGCUCCAAUGGUCAUCUCAAAUGCUGGCCUCUUCAACACAUACCAGCAGCUGCUGCCCAAGGAGCUCCAGGCCCUUCCUGCAAUCCAGGCACAAGUCAACAUGAUGAAGAAUGGAGCAGGGGGAUUGAGUAUAUUCCUUGGGCUGAACGGAACAAAGGAGGAACUGGAUCUGAAAGCUGACAACUACUGGAUCUUCACAGAGAACAACCUGGACGAACUGGUGGAGAGCUAUAUGGAUGCAGACAGGGAGGAGUCUGCCAAGAAGGUACCUCUGCUUUUCGUUGCUUCCCCUUCAGCCAAAGAUCCAACGUGGGAGAAAAGACAACCAGGCAAGUCAACACUGAGUCUGGUCACAUUUGCCAAAUAUGAGUGGUUUGAAGAAUGGAAGGAUGGGAAGGUGACCAAUAGGGGGCCAGACUACAAAAGUCUGAAGGAGGCCUUCAUCAAUUCGAUUGUAGAUACUGUGGUCGAAGUUUUCCCCAAUAUAAAGGACAGGAUUGAAUACAUUGAUGCUGGAACCCCUGUAACAAACCAGCACUACAUCAGUGCUCCUCGUGGAGAGAUCUAUGGCUGUGACCACAACAAAUCUCGCUUCAGUGCCGAACUCAAUGUUACCAUUCGACCCCAGACACCCUUUAAAAACCUCUAUCUCACAGGUCAAGAUGUGUUCGUUUGCGGCUUUGCUGGGGCGCUGGCGGGGGCCCUCACCUGCGGCUCCGUCAUUCUCAACCGCAACUUGCAUUUGGAUGCCAUUUCCUUGGCUAAGAAGAUUAAUAACGCCAAGAACAAGAAGGGGCAGUAAUCCCCCCCACCUGCUUUCCUCGCUGAGCCCCGGAUGAGGCUUGUCUCCCUCAAAAUGGAGAGAUGAGUUCCCUUUCCCGGUGUAAUGGUCAGCCUGGAGAGGGUGCAAAAGCUCUGUAAUUGGGGUCUAAUAACCAUGUAAUGGCACUUUAUCAGCUCUUCCCUUUUAAUCCUGUGAAAAGGAGAUCCAACCGUAUAAAUGAAUAUAGUUAACAAUACAAACAUAAACCAUUAUAUUAGUAACACUUUUUUUGCCCAACCCAUUAUACACUGAUGGAUCUCUAUGUGGAAUGGAUACCACAGAGCUUUAAUGCCACAACUGGAGACAUCCAUAGGCUAGAUAGUUUAUUGGUUGAUGGCAAUGGAGGAGCUUACUGAGUGACACAUGGGCAGUUCAGAAAGAUUUUGUAGAUGUACAGUGGACUGUUCUUUGUUGCCCUCUAGGUUCUUAUUAGAAUGUCAUGUUGUCCAAGAAUCUUGAAUGACUGUACACAGAGCACUUGGGCUGCCAUUUUCUGUCUCUGCCUUACUUUUACUCAUGAAAUGUAUUGAGGGAUAUUUUGCAUCUGACCUGAGGAAGUGGCCAAAAUUGACGGAAGCAUAACUGACCAACUCAUAUGUCUCACAGACGUAACUUUUGAUAAUAGGCUAAUGUGUGAAUUCAUUCAUGAAUGAUUAUCAAAUCCUAAUAUUGAUUCUUGUGUUGGAGGUAUUCACUGUGUUGAAUGUUCGCAAUAUAUUUUCACAUUUUUUUCUUUUUUUAUUGUUGUAUAUUAUUCAGACAACGGUACAUGCCUUCAUACCUGUGGGAUCGGUGAUCAUUCUCUCACAGUUUAUGGAGGAAAUAACAGUUUGUGUGCACAAGCCUUAUAUUGAACUUUGUUUGUGGUGCUUGGCCUAACAUUUUUUCCCACAUGCGUUAUGUGUAAUUUCCUUAUCAUCAUUGCUCACUAAAUCCAACACUGCAAUAUUACUUUGUUUUAAUAGCUGCUGGAAAAUCUACAGAUGCAGUUUGGUUGCUCAUGGAAUACUAAGGGUUGUCUCCACAGCACAUUAUUUCUUUGGCAUCAAACUCCUCCUUGUCCUCAUUGUCUCUCCCCAUUGAGACUUUCUGGAAAAUAUGUUAAAGACAUUAUGUUUUAAAGAA
Molecule: messenger RNA, 3072 nt
Organism: Megalops cyprinoides (Indo-Pacific tarpon)
Lineage: Eukaryota; Metazoa; Chordata; Actinopteri; Elopiformes; Megalopidae
Product: all-trans-retinol 13,14-reductase-like
Exons: 11
Coding region: 100-1926 (608 amino acids)
Molecular function (GO): all-trans-retinol 13,14-reductase activity
Source: RefSeq, a predicted model, not a curated record